Molecule: messenger RNA, 1266 nt
Organism: Saprolegnia diclina VS20
Lineage: Eukaryota; Oomycota; Saprolegniomycetes; Saprolegniales; Saprolegniaceae
Exons: 13
Coding region: 1-1266 (421 amino acids)
Source: RefSeq, a predicted model, not a curated record
AUGCUGCCGCUCGUCGCUGCCCUGGUUGCUGGCGUCGCCGCCCGUGUCGCCGCCGCCGACUGCCUCUACGCGGGGUACACGUCGACCUUUGUGAGCUCGACCUGCACGCAGCCCGGCGCCGUCCUCUGCUCCGUCGACAGCUCGUGCAAGCUCAACAAGAUGUUCUGGACCAAGGACGACGUCAAGAAGGACUCGACUCAAACCAACCUGCUCGUCAUCAACGGCACCUACAAGGCGCAGUACCUCGCCGAGCUCCCGAAUCUGAGCCAAGUCUACAUUCAAUUCUACAACUCGGUCCGCGCGGUUGGCGACCUGUCCAAGGACACCAAUGUCGCGCUUUUGGAUUUCGAGGCCAACAAGGGCAUUGACUUGUCCAAAGCCGCCUUCUCGCCGAUCAUCACACGCCUGUCCAUUGCGGCGUGCCAGCUCCCAACGCUUCCGACGACGAUCCCGUACGGCCAGCUUUCGGAAUUGUACGUGAUUUGUCUCGAAAAUGCCGGAAAAUUCAUGGAAAUAAACGGUAGCUAUGGCUGGCAAAACAACUUUACGACGAUCGAAAACGUGAAUUUCCGCAACGCCGUUGAAAUCAAGUUCAACGGCUGCCCGUACCUCACGACCCUCUCAAACCUGACCGUCUCGUCAAAACUGAGCAAAUUCUACUUUGACGACUCACACUUCACAACGUUCCUCAUCGACCAGCCGACGUAUGCAGCGCUCCAGGCUGUGCCCACGUUUGCUGUCGGCAGCAUCGACGUCGCUGCCACGUGCAAGGCGCCCAACACCAUUCAGCUGCUCAAGACCAAGUACUCGGUGUGCGUCAUGCCAGCCCCGGCGACUGAAGACUCUGGCUCGUCGUCCAACACGGGUCUUAUCGUCGGUGUCGCGGUCGGUGCCGUCGUUCUUGUGCUCGCCAUCGUCGGGUUUGUGCUGUACCGCCGCAAGAAGAACGCUGCCUCGACGGGCACGAGCCACACCGGGUACACGGCUCACAACACGACGACCCAGGGCAUGACGACGUCGACGGGCCAGUACAGCAUGGCCUUCAACAUGGAGGAUCUCGAACUCCUCCGUCUCGACGAGCAAGCGCUCACCAAGGUCCAGUCAGUGGCUCAAGGCGCGUACGGUGAAGUCUACCGUGGCGAGUACAAGGUCGGUCUCUGCAGUGCCGAAGUACAUGUAUGCACGGGAUGCACCAACUUGUACCGGUACAAGCAGCGCGUACAGGACCUUCGCUGUCUUCUUGCGCUUUGUGGUCGUUCCCAAUGA